Drosophila kikkawai is the source of this 2501-nucleotide messenger RNA. RefSeq lists its product as uncharacterized. The record is from RefSeq and is a predicted model, not a curated record. NCBI's taxonomy places the organism in Eukaryota, Metazoa, Arthropoda, Insecta, Diptera, Drosophilidae.
CACUCAUUUUAAUCUGUCACUGGCUUUGGGUUCCCCAACACAUUCUUUUACCUUGUAUUCCAUUCUAUUACUUUACUCAACACAGCACACAAGUGAAACAUUUCCUUAAACUAUUUCACCGUUGAACACAUAGAAUAUUUUAUACUUGCAAAUUUUACACAAUGAACAACGAGUUCCGGCUGCAAAUAUCCAAACUUCUGGUUGUCCAAGAGGACUUGGACAGCCUGGGUGAGACAUUCGAGUCGGCCUACAGCCUGGAUGGGAAAAGCAUUCUGCCGCCUCUGAUGACCGACGUAAGACGACUGGAGAUGCAGCAGCUGCGCCUGCGAGCCUUAACCAAAGAGGUGAUCCUGAAGAGGAACAAGCUGAAUGACGCAGAGAAGCAGCUGAAGCGCCUGAUGCCACGCAUGGUUAACGCCUCCACUAAUACCGCACUGACUGAGAAUCCCAAUCCGAGUCCCAAUCUUGAUUCUAUUCCUAAUUCCAAUACCGUUCCCGUUUCCACUUUUCCACUACCCAUUUUCACACCUGCUCCCCUGAUUGUGAUGGGUCGCUUCCGGCAGGAACUGCAAAAAUCGGAAACCGCUGUCUAUGAUCACAGCACAAAAGAGCUAGUAGAGAUUGCUCCACCCAAGACGCUGCCCAUUUCAACGGCAACCCAAGUGAUUAUUGAGGAUGCACCGCAGCUAGCAGUGAUCCUGCCUGUGGAGUUGGGUACCAUGAAGUCCAGCUGGGUGCCCAAAACAUUCUCCAGCACUACCAUUGAUCUGAGGGAACUGACCAGCCAGGAGCGAUUGCCUGAGCGACCAGAGGUCUUUCCCAGCUCCAACCAGAUCCCUGAAGCUUCUCCUAAGACUCCUGAACGUAAGUUUCGCAGCCAGAUACCCGUAUGGCGCCAUCGAGCAACGGUCCUGCCCACGGUUCAGCCUCCGGAGGUUACUAUAACGGCGUCAGGACAUGGCUCCCUUCAAGAGCGGAACAGCAUGAAGUCCGAUAAUGCCAAUGAGAGGCGACGCAGCUAUGGGGCCAAGGUGGCCUUAAAGCGCAAUGAAAUGACCAGGAAACGCGAGGAGCUAGCUAAAUUAAAGCCACCACCAAGGACUACUAACUGCCAAGUCCCAAAGAGCAUCAGGACUCCCAUUAGACGAGUGGAAGUAGGGGAGUCUAUGGUAGAGCAGCAGCGUUUUCGGGUUCAGGAAUCGCCAAGGACUGAUAACAAUAAUAACCAAGUUCCUAAAAGUAUCAGAACUCCCAUCAGGCGUGUGGAAGUAGGAGAAUCUGCACUCGAGCAGCAACGUCUUCAAGUCCAGGAAUCGCCGAAGACUGACAAUAGUAACCAAGUAAUCAAAAGUAUCAGGACUCCCAUCAGGCGUGUUGAAAUGGUUUUUGAGAAGCCAGAGGUGGAACAGGAGAAUACCUUUCAAUCCCUUGAUCAGCAGCCAAUAUCGACGAACACUUACAACAAUCAAGUCCCAAAGAGCAUUAGGACACCCAUCAGGCGCGCGGAAGGAGGGGAGUCCAAGCUCGAGCAGCAGCGUCUCCAAAUCCAGGAAUUGUUGCGGACCAAUAACAACAAUGACCAUGAACCUAAAAGCAAUAGGACUCCCAUUAGACGAGUGGAAGCCGAAGAAUCUACGCUUGAGCAGCAGCAUCUCCAAAUCCAAGAAUCGCCAGAGACUGAUAAUAACAAUAACCACGUUUCCAAAAGCAUUAGAACUCCCUUUAGGCGCGUUGAAGUAGUGGAAUCUUCACUCGAGCAGCAGCGUCUCCAAAUCCAGGAAACGCCAAAGACUGAUGAAAAUAAUAGCAAAGUUCCCAAAAGUAUAAGGACCCUCAUUAGGCGUGUGAAAAUGGGUUUCGAAAAGUCGGAGAAGGAACAGCAGGAGAGUCUCUGCCAAUCACUUGAUCUCCAGCAGACUUUCAACAAUCAAGUUUCCAAGAGCCUCAGGAUACCCAUUAGCCGCGUAGACGGAGGAGAAUCCCAGCACGAUAAGCCUCUCCAAAUCCAAGAAUCGCCAGUGACUGAUAAUAACAAUAACCAAAUCAAAAGCAUCAGGACUCCCAUCAGGCGCAUGGCAGCUGGAAUCGAUGAGCCAGAGCUGCUGAAGCAGAUGCAUCUCUUCCAGUCGCUGACCUCCCGCCAGAAGGCCGAACAGCAACGCCUCCAAGACCAAUUGGAGCAACAGCAGCAGGGACUGAUCGACCAGUUGGUCGGUCAACUAGCCCCCAGUGACAGUCAGGACACACCCAGCGAGGUAGUGGUGGAUCCAGCGGAUCAGUAGCCGAUCCGCCUGCCCGAUUCCCACCGUCAAAUCAAAAAUUCACCGUCGUUCAUCGGGAAGUCAGAAAUCAAACUCGGGGGACACAUGAUAUUCAAUGGACCGACCAGGAUUUUAAAUUUGUACACAGGAUAAAAUUUUGAAUUCUGGGUCGGUCAGUGUUUUCAGUUUCGCCUACAUUUUGGCACUAAUCUCUGUAAAUAAAUAUGAUAAGUUUGGAAA